AUGGCAGCGGGUGACGGUAAUAUUAACUGUAACAAUGAACCGAUGGAUGAUGAGACAGAUAUGACACUGAGAGAGAACGACAAGAGAUUACAUCGGAAUCUCUUCGACUUGAAUGAAUUUGAUGUAGACUCAGAAAUUAUAGAUCUAAAUCAGUGUCGCGUAGAUGCUAUUCCAGAUCUGUCAAGAUUCUCCCAGUUAAAGGAACUUUGCAUGCGACAAAAUUUAUUAGUAUCACUCAAUGAUCAUCUUGCAAUCACUACUCUUACUCAACUUGAUUUAUACGACAAUCAGAUUGAGGUUAUUUCAAAUCUCGAUGCACUGAUUAAUCUUGUAAUUCUUGAUCUAAGCUAUAAUCGUAUCAGAAAAAUCGAAGGUUUAUCUGCACUGUGUAAUUUGAGACGUAUCUAUUUGGUGCACAAUAAAAUUGAAAAAAUUGAUGGUUUAGAAUCACUCGCGAAACUUGAAGUGCUUGAACUUGGUGAUAAUCGAAUCAAGAAGUUAGAAAACAUUGGACAUUUGCAAUGUCUUCGUGAGCUGUACAUUGGUAAAAAUAAAAUUCAGAAGUUUGAAAACUUGGAAAGUCUGGUCAAACUUACUGUACUUAGUGCUCCGGCUAAUCGUUUAACUGAAUUAAGUGGUAUUUCGAUGCUUAGUGAACUCACCGAGCUUCAUAUCAGUGACCAAGGAAUUGAAUCUUUGACUGAAUUGACGUUUCAGAAAAAGCUAGCAAUAAUUGAUGCAGCCAACAAUAAGAUUACUAAAUUGGAUGGCCUUAUUCAUUUAGAUCACUUGGAGGAUAUAUGGUUAAACGACAAUGAAAUAUCAGAUUGGAACGAGUUAAUAAAGCUUUCCAAGUUAUCUGCUUUGAAGACGAUCUACCUGGAAAGAAACCCUAUUUAUAAAGUAGAUCGGGGUAGUUAUCGGAGGAAAGUAAUGUUAUGCUUACCUCAAGUGACUCAAAUUGAUGCCACUUUAUGUCGUUGA
Messenger RNA from Brugia malayi, 984 nucleotides. RefSeq names its product Leucine Rich Repeat family protein (gene Bma-sds-22). NCBI's taxonomy places the organism in Eukaryota, Metazoa, Nematoda, Chromadorea, Rhabditida, Onchocercidae. Gene Ontology annotation, molecular function: protein binding. The transcript has 8 exons. The record is from RefSeq and is a predicted model, not a curated record. The coding region runs from base 1 to 984 and encodes 327 amino acids.